CAAUAUAUGUUACUAUUACUGUUAUUGUAAUUUUAAGUAUCCUAGGAGGCCGUUCAAACCUCUCCAACCACGCAUUUAUUAGUUUCUUUUUAUUAUUCCUAGCCAUCUUUUUGAAUGGCAGAGGAGGAGCAAACCCAGACACGUGGAGUUGGAGUGUUUUUAGAGCUGAGAAAAAGGCUGCAGAGUGGACUUCUGAUCGUUGGGAGAGACGUGGCCAGAAACCCUGCCGAUGUGGUCGUGUCAGGGAGAGACUCCUCUCUCGAGGUCAGGACUCCCGGAUGGGAGCUGAGCCUGAGUUUACCAGCAGGAGUCGCCUUCGAGCAGGGGUCUUGUAUCUUAACACCCUCGGGAGAAUCCAGUGAGGAGGAGCUGCACUUUCGACUGCGCAUCACUGUUGGAAAAAACACAGAUGACGACGUGUCUGACAGCGUGAUGGAGACUCUGCGAGCGAAAGAGACUUACUGCUUCUACUGCCAGGGCUGCCAAACCCGGCUGCUGGAGGACAGAGUGUUUAAGCGGGUUCUUCCGCUCCCUAAUUGCAAUUGGAAUGCCAUCGUGGACGACUGGUGUUGCCAUCCGGACCCGUUUGCCAAGAAGCUGUUGCCCCGAGCAGAGGAUUGCUUACAGGGUGACACCUACAUCCUCCUCGCCAGAGACGGCAGCUGCAGCCAAACGCUGACCCAGGAAGUGAGCUCUGUGGAGACAGCGGACAGUCAAGAUCAGAAGAAAACCUGUCGCCGCUUGGCACUUAUCUCCUGCUCAAGCUGUUCAUCAGUGCUGGGAGAGGCUGUGGCACCAGAGACGCUGAAACUGUACAUCACACAGGUGGUGGUGGAGACUGCCACGGGAGAUCAAAAGCUAGAGGCUUCACUGAACAGGUCUGGCUUCCUGGAGAGGACGGUAGCAGCGAGACUGCUGAAGCUCUCCAACUCACUGAGCACCUUCCACUUCUCAGUUCAGACGCCAGAUGGAAAAGCCUUCCUACUGCUCUGGCUGCUCAACAGUGACUCCAUCGUAGCCUCAGUGCCAGAGAAGUGUAUCGGCGAGGAAAGCUCCAUCAUCAGCACCGAUCCUCACGGUCCACCAGCCAGAGCUGCCAGAGCCCUGAAACUCCUCUACAUCACCUGCUCCGAUGCAGAUAUCCAGCAGAGAGAGAUUGUUACUAGCUGGGAUGCCAGUGCCAUCGGACACCCCGUGGUGCUGCCGCUGAAGGUGUGCGAGGAGCUGCUGCGAGUGAUAGAUGGCAGCAACUCUACGCUUCCUGCCUCAAUGCGUCACAUGAGGUCUUAUGAGGUUGCGUACCUGAGACUGUGAGGUCAGAGGAGGAGCCCGGCUGUCAUAGAUCCACUCAUCCUUUUUGGAAGUGAACUUUAAGGACAUGCGAUCAAAGAACCUCUGAACUUGUUCAUGUGUUGCUUCUGAAAAAUAUUUUUUUCUGACCUUAAGAGGAGGUAUUCGGGUGUCUGAAGUGCCUGCCAAAUCAAAAAGUCCGAUAAAUCACAACCCUGUCACUAGAGUCCUCACAGUUCAGAUCUGCAGGACACUGUGACAUCACAGACCCGGGUCACGGUAAAGUUAGCCAUCCUCUCCACCUUUAUCUCUGCUCCCUGCAGUAUCUUGUUGGUAUUUUGACAAAAACAUGCCAGAAACAUUUUAUUAAGACCUCGGGACAUUGUGUCAACUUUUGAAAAAAGGUCCCGUGUCUCCUUUACAGAUUCAGUUCAGUGUGUGGAAGACACCUAGAUUUUUAGUGAUUGAAUACAUUUCUUUGACAUUAUUAUUUUUUUUAAUUUUUUGUAUUUGAUAUGAGCAUGCCCUACCGCCCAUUUUUAAUUUCUUCCAAUUAUUCAUGAUGUAUGUUUAUCUUGCACGUUGU
Molecule: messenger RNA, 1876 nt
Organism: Cololabis saira (Pacific saury)
Lineage: Eukaryota; Metazoa; Chordata; Actinopteri; Beloniformes; Belonidae
Gene: ube3d
Product: ubiquitin protein ligase E3D
Exons: 10
Coding region: 115-1314 (399 amino acids)
Biological process (GO): protein monoubiquitination; proteasome-mediated ubiquitin-dependent protein catabolic process; protein polyubiquitination
Cellular component (GO): ubiquitin ligase complex; cytosol; nucleus
Molecular function (GO): ubiquitin conjugating enzyme binding; ubiquitin protein ligase activity; cyclin binding
Source: RefSeq, a predicted model, not a curated record